Talaromyces rugulosus is the source of this 1074-nucleotide messenger RNA. RefSeq lists its product as uncharacterized. Bases 1 to 1074 code for a protein of 357 amino acids. The transcript has a single exon. Gene Ontology annotation, molecular function: oxidoreductase activity, acting on NAD(P)H. Lineage: Eukaryota; Fungi; Ascomycota; Eurotiomycetes; Eurotiales; Trichocomaceae. The record is from RefSeq and is a predicted model, not a curated record.
AUGCCUGUCCAGAAAGCUAUUAAAACCAUAUCCCCUAAAAAUGAAGGCCUCGUCUUCGACUGGCCUAUCCCGGCCCUCCGUGAUGAUUACAUCCUCGUCAAAACCGUCAGUGUGGCCUUGAACCCAACCGACUGGAAGCAUAUCGACUUUUUCGCUCCGGUGGGUUGCCUUAUGGGCUGUGACUAUUCUGGCAUAGUCGAGGCUGUUGGCAAGGACGUGAAGAAGCCGUUCAAAAAGGGUGACCGCAUUUGCGGCUAUGCACAUGGUGGCAAUUCGAUUCAGCCAGAGGACGGCUCUUUUGCCGAGUAUAUCAUUGUCAAAGGUGAUACCCAGAUGCUGGUUCCCGAUAAUGUCAGCUUUCAAGAUGCAGCUACCUUGGGAGUUGGUGUUGCCACAGUAGCCCAAUCGUUGUAUCAGUCAUUGAAACUCGCUCUACCAACCCACCCACUCAGCAAGGAGCAGUCCGUUCCCAUCCUCAUCUAUGGGGGUUCCACUGCAACGGGUACUCUGGCUAUCCAGUUUGCAAAGCUAUCGGGUUACCGUGUCUUGACCACUUGUUCACCGCGGAACUUUGAUCUUGUCAAAAAACUCGGUGCUGAUGCCGUGUACGAUUACAAGGAUCCCCAGGCACCCGAGGAGAUACGCAAGUCCACUAACGACAAUCUCACUCUCGUCCUCGACAACAUUUCUGACGAAGCAAGCGCUGCAUUCUCCGACAACGCCCUCUCUACUUCGGGUGGUGAUUACGUUGCGCUUCUACAAAAGCCGGGGAUUCCACGAGCUAAUGUCAGAGAUCGUUCGAUUCUGGCAUAUACCGCAAUUGGAGAAUAUUUUGAGUUUGCAGACCCUGAUUCCAACACAACUAUCAAAUUUGAGGCGAAGCCGGAGGAUAAAGAAUAUGCAACCAUGUUUUGGGGUAUUACUGAGCCACUAUUUGCUGAAGGCAAGCUGAAACCACACCCCGCCAAAGUCAAUCCGGGCGGCCUCAAAGGAGUUCUAGACGGGCUGAACCUAAUGCGAGAAGGUAAGGUUAGCGGAGAGAAGCUGGUUUACAAUGUGGACGAAACGAACUAG